GAGUGCACUGAACUCUGACAAGCUGCUGGCAAACAAGUCCCUCUAUGCUACUAAAACAGUAUAUAGAUAGUCCAAAUCUAAAAUCUAUUUCAACGUUUCUCACUUUGAGAAUGUGUGACGUUUCUGUGAAGAUGCACUGAAGACAAAGAAAAAGAUGGAAGUGGAGGAGACUGGUGAAACAAAGACUUCCUGGUCUGCGCAAGGGGAGACGCCCUCCAUCAUUUGUGACCAUGCAGGGAAGAAGAGAAAACAAGAUCCGGCCCCUGAAACUGUGAUCAGAAUCCUGGAGGAUGAAGAGGAUGACGAGGAGGGUGCGAUGAUAUCCGACCACAUGAAGGAUUCAGAGGAGCCCAGCAAUAAAAGGGUCAAACCUGUGGCAAAGUCCAACAGCCUCACAGGUGUCUUAACCCCAGUAAAGACCCCGGCUCUGAAACGCAUCGGGCAAUCCAUUUCGCGGUCUAUCAGUUUUCGCACAGAGGCUCGACCUUUGCCCCCGGCCCUGCGCCCUCGCUCGAAGGCCUCGUCAUUCCCACGCCGGCGCAACAGCCAAUGCUGGAGUGAUACUGUGGAGAGCCAUGACCUCACCGCAAAGGAGAUCAAACGUCAAGAGGUGAUCUAUGAGCUGACUCAGGGAGAGAGGCAACUCAUUGAGGACCUCAGUCUGGUUAAGAAGGUGUACUAUGAGCCCAUGUUGAAGUUGGACAUCAUGACAGAGAGUGAGCUUGGAAAGAUCUUUGGUACACUGGACUCUCUCAUUCCACUCCAUCAAGAACUUCUUACUCGUCUUGAGCGGCUGAGGGGAUCAGAGAAGACGGUCGGAGAGGUGGGACCUACUCUGACAAAUUGGUUCCCUUGCCUGGAGGCCUACGUUACAUAUUGCUGUAACCAGGUGGGAGCUAAAGCACUGCUUGACCAGAAAAAGCAUGAGAAAAGAGUGGAGCACUUCCUGCGCCUGUGUCAGGAGUCUUCAUUCAGCAGGAAACUGGACCUGUGGAACUUCCUGGAUCUGCCCCGGAGCCGUUUGGUCAAAUACCCUCUGUUGUUGAAAGAGAUACAGAAGUGCACACCUCCAGACCACCCGGAUGAGGACACAUUGCCUGAUGCUCUGGAGAUGAUCCAGAGCAUCGUGGCGGAGGUGAACAAGAAGACAGGAGAGGCGGAGUGUCAGUUCUACAGGCGGGGUCUGGCCUACCUCGAAGACAGUCAGAGACUGCCAGAGAUCCAGCAGUCCCGCUUCCUCUACUGCCACGGAGAACUCAAGAACAACAAGGGCCAGCGGCUGCACGUCUUCCUGUUUGAGCUGGCUUUGGUGCUGAGCAGGCCCGGGGAGGACAGAGAUGGAGGUCAGGUGUUCCAUGUGUACAGACAGCCUCUGCCCAAUAACAUGAUACAUCUGGAGGAGAUCCCAGAUGGGGAGGCUGGUGGAGGGGGCACCUUCAGGGGAGCCUUCACUGGAGGAAAUGAUAAAGUGAGGAACUGUUUCCGUGUGAGCAGCAGAGGGCGCUCCAAAGCUCACUCUUACAGCCUGCAGGCCAACGACUCCUUCAGCAAGCAGCAGUGGAUCACCUGCCUGCGCCAAGCCAUUGUCCAGUCACGAGACAGCACUGCCCAGACCCGCCAGUCGCAGCUCUCCCCUCACCCCGAUCCCGCCCUCUAUCACAUAGCCGAGCUCAGCCUCAGCUCGGACGCAGAAAUGGCAGACCAUACCAGUCGCUGACUGUAAGACUGAUCGUCAGGAGGCCUGGGGACAUUCUAUAUAUCUGUACAUUGACAUUGGAGGAAACAAAAUAAUGACUAUCUGUGAAAGAUGGUUGUGCUUACACACGCAUAGAAUUUCCUAUAAGGAUAAUUUUCUCUUUUUGCAUUUUCUGAUGGAUUGUGUGAUGGGGGAUGUGUACUGUACAGCUUGGGAACAGUAUUACUGAAUGUGAAUUUACUGUGUAAAAUGUUUCUGUGUUCAUUUUUUUUUUAAAAUAAACUGACACUUAAAGGUU
Molecule: messenger RNA, 1994 nt
Organism: Micropterus dolomieu (smallmouth bass)
Lineage: Eukaryota; Metazoa; Chordata; Actinopteri; Centrarchiformes; Centrarchidae
Gene: arhgef3l
Product: Rho guanine nucleotide exchange factor (GEF) 3, like
Exons: 13
Coding region: 155-1717 (520 amino acids)
Biological process (GO): positive regulation of Rho protein signal transduction; intracellular signal transduction
Molecular function (GO): guanyl-nucleotide exchange factor activity
Source: RefSeq, a predicted model, not a curated record